Messenger RNA from Symbiodinium pilosum, 935 nucleotides. The record is from the annotation of a GenBank genome assembly. NCBI's taxonomy places the organism in Eukaryota, Dinophyceae, Suessiales, Symbiodiniaceae.
GCCCACGACGAACAGUUGGAGUCGGACGAGGCCACGCUGCAGCUGCCCCGCACCGGACGAGCCCUUGGCGAGACGGUGCGCAUCCUGCUGAAGACGAACAAGACCGGGAAGACCACGGACGCCGAGAUCAAGACCCUGAUCCAUCAAGCGCUAGUCCGGCGCGAAGUCGUGGUGCAGCUGCUCCUGGACAUGAAGCGCCUGGGUCACCCGUCCUUCCAGAAAGUGGACGAAGCCACGGUGCGCCGCAACGCGUCCCAGCUGCCGGAGAACGGGAUCCCGCCCGAGGUCCUGACCGUGAUCGAGCACCUGGACGAGGAGGACAAGCUGCAGCCGCAGAAGGCCGCCACGCCCAGCGACGGACGACACGAAGACCUGAACAAAGCGGGAGCGGUGUUCGCGGAGCAACGCGCCAGAGCCGUGGUGGCCGAAGGCCGCAGCGAGGAUCGAGACGACCAGAACGCCGUGGACGUGGCGGCCCUCAACCAGCUACAGGACCAGCUGAAAUUCGAGGGACAGCGGAAAGCGACCGAGACGCUGGAGCUGCGCACGGGCAACGUCUUCGUGGACCAGUUCCAGCCGCUCUACUUCGCCACGGCCUUCUGCUUCUGCUUCAAGCACGGGACCGCCUGCCCGGAGGCGCCCGGCUACCGCAUGCUGGAAGCGGCGGAGAUCACCAAGGGCAUGCACGAGAUACAGCAGGCGCUGAGCAACGGCAAGUACCACGACCUCGCGCACACGCUGAAGCCGGUGAACGGGGACCUAUCCAAGGUCCGCUACGUGCCCGGACUGUCGCCCGCCGCGAAAAAGGUGCUGGCCAACUUCGACGCCCGAAGCCGCAACAUUCCCGGCACGCACCAGGUGCGAAACACCAUGCGGCACCAGACCCACGCCAAUCGGAUCUGCUACGGCACGCCGCUCUUCGUGACCUUCUCGCC